UUUGAUCGCCCAACACUUCUUCAGCAGUUGUGUUGUGGUGGCAGCUCAGGUCACUUGCGGGCACCUCGAGGUUUCCGUAACAAAAACCCUAGAUUUCCGGAGAUUCCACGAUGGUCCUGUCGUACGUGGCACCGUACCUCCGGCACAUCGUCGUAAUCGGGAUGGCCGUCGUUCUGUUUGCCGUGCUGUCCCGGGAACCUGGCUCCGAACCAGGUCGCGAAGCGUCCGAAGUCAUUACGGCAGAGGGCGUACUGACCGAGCGCGAACUGGCCCAGUACGACGGCACCGAGGGCAGCAAGGGCCUCUACCUGGUCAUCCUCGGUCACGUUUACGACGUGCAGAGCGGGGCCAAACACUACGGACCCGGCGAGUCGUACAACAUGUUUGUAGGUCACGACGCGUCCCGCUCGUUCGUGUCGGGCGACUUUGAGCAGUACACGCCGGAAAUGAGCGACGUGAGCGCGCUGACGGACGCCGAGAUCCGCGGCAUCGUCAAGUGGAAGUCGUUCUACGACGAGACGUACCCGUACGUGGGCAAGCUGGCGGGGCGGUACUUUGACGCGCGGGGGGAACCCACGGAGUACAGUCGGGUGGUGGAGCAGAGGGUGGCGCGGGCCGAAGCGGAAGAAGAGGCGGCGGCGGUGAGAGGGGAGGAACUUCCGACGUGUAACGUCGAGUGGAAGCAGGAGAGCGGAACGCGGGUUUGGUGCACCAGUCGGAGUGGGAACGGGGUUGAGCGGGGCUGGGUGGGGCGGCCUAGGAGGUACGCGGAGACGAGUGAGAAGCGACCGCUUUGUGUUUGUGUGCGGGAAGGGGGAGAUACGGAGCAGUUGGUGCCGUUUGACGGGUGUGAUCCCGCGAGUGACAGCUGCUUUGUCAAGGAGGAGGAAAAGUAGGGAAAUUGUGGAAAGGCUUGUUUUUAGGGAUUUUCGAAAUGAGUAAAAGAAAUGACAGUUCA
Molecule: messenger RNA, 958 nt
Organism: Culex quinquefasciatus (southern house mosquito)
Lineage: Eukaryota; Metazoa; Arthropoda; Insecta; Diptera; Culicidae
Product: neuferricin homolog
Exons: 2
Coding region: 111-896 (261 amino acids)
Cellular component (GO): endomembrane system; membrane
Source: RefSeq, a predicted model, not a curated record